UGGAAUCAAAAAAGUAUCAUACAACAAUUAAUAGAUGAUGUUUCAUUAUUUUCAGUUUCAUAUUUGGUAGGUAAAUACAAAUUAUUUGUAUAUGAUAUUGGUAGUUCAUCACGUAAAGAUUGGUAUAAUACUGG
Messenger RNA from Racocetra persica, 134 nucleotides. Lineage: Eukaryota; Fungi; Glomeromycota; Glomeromycetes; Diversisporales; Gigasporaceae. The record is from the annotation of a GenBank genome assembly.